AAAACCCGGGUGUUUUUCACCGCCCGGGCAGUGCUUGUCUGUGCAGGGCUACCCGGUCAGCUGUAGCGGUCGGCGUGGCGAAACAUUAUCGGCGUUAUUAUUGCCCGUCGCUCCUCUUCUGGCUAACCCGAGCAACCGCCUCUCUGCGAGAUCAACAUGGAGAAUCGAAAACGACCGUUGGAGGCAGUAUCGAGCGUGAACAACAGCUUUAAAACGCCGGAGAAGAGAAUGUCAGCGGUCCGGCAGCAGGAUUCGGACUACGCGCGAUGGGGUGUGGAAGAAACGUGUCAGUACCUGCGUAGAGAAGGUCUUGAAAAAUGGGAAAAUAAAUUCAGAGCACAAAAAAUAACGGGUGUCGGGCUGAGAUAUCUCAAGGAUUCUGAUCUGGAGAAGAUUGGCAUAGAGUACCUCGGUGACCGUUUGCAGAUCCUACACAGCCUCAGUAAGCUUUGGCAGAUAGAAGCUGAUCCAAGCAAGGUGUUUAAUGAUCCCAUCCACGGACAUAUGGAGUUACACCCACUUCUCGUCAAAAUCAUAGACACACCUCAGUUCCAGCGACUACGAAACAUCAAGCAGCUUGGGGGGACCUACUUUGUUUUUCCUGGAGCAUCCCACAACCGCUUUGAACACUGCAUUGGGGUGGGUUAUUUGGCAGGACAACUUGUAAAAGCUCUGAAUGAGAGGCAGCCAGAACUCUUCAUCUCUCGCCGAGACAUCCUUUGUGUGCAGAUCGCUGGGCUCUGCCAUGACUUGGGACAUGGGCCAUUUUCCCAUAUGUUUGAUGGGUUGUUCAUCCCCCAAGCACGUCCAGGAAUUACCUGGAAGCAUGAGCAUGCUUCUUUAGCCAUGUUUGACUACCUGGUUAAUGACAAUGGCUUGAAGCCAGUGAUGGAGCAGCAUGGCCUGGUGCUGCCUGAGGACCUGGAAUUUAUUAAGGAGCAGAUUGCCGGACCACUGGACACUAAAGCAACCCAAGCCAAGAAGUCAUCUCCACAGUGGCCAUAUAAAGGCCGUCCAGAAGACAAGUCCUUCCUCUAUGAAAUCGUGGCCAACAAAAGAAAUGGCAUUGAUGUGGAUAAGUGGGACUACUUUGCCAGGGACUGCUACCACUUGGGAGUCCAGAACAACUUUGACCAUCACCGCUUCCUUAAGUUUGCCAGGGUGUGUGAGGUGGACGGGCAGAAGCACAUUUGUACCAGAGACAAGGAGGUGGCCAAUCUGUAUGACAUGUUCCACACAAGGAACUGUCUCCACAGAAGAGCCUACCAGCACAAAGUGGGCAACAUCAUAGCGACCAUGAUCACAGAGGCCUUUUUAAAAGCAGAUCCAUACAUCCAGAUUCAAGGCUCAGAAGGGAAGAUCUUCACUCUCUCCACAGCCAUAGAUGACAUGGAGGCCUACACCAAGUUGACAGAUCAUGUGUUUGAAGAAAUACUCCACUCGUCCUCCGCAGAGCUGGCUGAAGCAAGGCAGAUUCUACGCAACGUCGUCUGUCGACGCCUCUACAAGUGUCUAGGCCAAACUCAGGCAGCCAAACCUUUGAGUGUCACCCAGGACAUGAUUAACUGCUGGGAAGCAGAUUUGGCUCAGUCCACACCUCAGAUUGGCGCCCAGGACGUCAGUCUGCAGCCAGAGGACUUUGUAGUUAGUGUCAUUUUUAUGGACUAUGGAAUGCAGGAAAAGAACCCCAUCAACAAUGUGCGUUUCUAUUGCAAGGAUGACCUAACUACAGCCGUCCAGAUACGCAAAGACCAGGUGUCAAAACUUCUUCCAGAGCAAUUUGCAGAGCAGGUGAUCAGGGUCUACUGCAAGAAGACAGAUUUUAAGAGUCUGGAGGCUGCCAAGAAGCACUUUGUCCAGUGGUGCAUGGACAAGAACUUCUCAAAGCCUCAGGAUGGAGACAUAAUAGCACCUGAGCUGACCCCUCUGAAAGCCAGCUGGUCGAACCACAAUGAAGGCGAGGAUUGUGAAGCUGGCGGCUCCAGAGAAGUAAAUGGUGUUAGAGCUAAUGGGAAGAAAAAAGCUAAAACUCAGCUUUUUAAGCAAGAGGAAGACCGCUAAUACCCCUAUGUUACACAUUUGGUCGAUGACACAGUGUUGAGUGAAAAUUAUAUAUAUUUUUUUUUUCUACGAGGUAAGUGUGUUGAUGAACAUAGCUAAUUAAGCAGUUUUUUAACUAGAAAAAUGAUUUCAAGGUUUCAAAAGAGGAAGCACUGCAUAUUCAGGAUCUAUACUUUUUAAAACAUUACCUUCAAUAUUUUACACACAUCUUUGAUUUUGUUUGUUGAUUGCAAUCAGGUUAUUAUUUUUAAGUCAUUUACAGCUACAAGUGUCACAUUUUUAAGUUGAUUUGUUUUAUAACUUGUUCAAAGCAAUAGCCUAUCAUGUCUUUGAAUUAUGAACAAUAAAUCAGAGUCAGUUAAAAUGAUGUACUCUUAAACAGAAUACGCACAGAGUAUAAUACAAGGCAUUGUGUUUUUACAGCAAAUACAGCUGAUGUGUUUCAGGGUGUUGUUUUAUUCAACUUUCAGAUACGCUUAGGCUUUUGUUUUUAAACUGUCAAACCUUCAAAAUCUCAAAUCUGCAGUCAUUUGAAGUGAGCAUUUGUUUUUACUUGAAUUAUUUGGAAAUUUUGAUUUGAUUGUACUUUGAGAGUAUUUAUUUUUGGGAGGUUUUGUUUUUUGGUUGAGUGUGUUAUGUAAUCCUUUAUUUAUUGUUCUUACAGUAAGUGGCACAGUGUGCGCAUUGCUGCGUUCACUUUAUAGAUAUUAGCAACAUUUUAAAUGGUAUUUUGGAUACCUUUUAAGUUUUCCUCUUCCAUCACCAAAAUGUGAUUCAGCCUCAUCAGACUUACCUCAACGCUGGUUUUCUUGUGCUUGACUGCGUUUAAAAAAUAUAUUUUUGAAAGAAUGUAAAGGGAAACCUACCAAAGGGUUUUAGGAGAUCCUGUAAAGGUUAAGGGGCUGAAAAAAGUUUCAAAAUAAAGCUCUUUCUCUCA
This is a messenger RNA of Xiphias gladius (swordfish), 2998 nucleotides long. It is a transcript of the gene samhd1a, whose product is annotated as SAM domain and HD domain 1. The record is from RefSeq and is a predicted model, not a curated record. Gene Ontology annotation, molecular function: dGTPase activity; protein binding. Gene Ontology annotation, cellular component: nucleus. Lineage: Eukaryota; Metazoa; Chordata; Actinopteri; Istiophoriformes; Xiphiidae. The transcript is spliced from 16 exons. Gene Ontology annotation, biological process: defense response to virus; regulation of innate immune response; dGTP catabolic process. The coding region runs from base 157 to 2061 and encodes 634 amino acids.